AUGGCAGAAAUAAGUGAGAUCAGGUUUGGUGAUCUUUACCAAGAACAACUGUCUGAAAAAGUGAAACGCAAUUUAAAAACAGCUUCACUUAAAAAGGGAAUCAAAAAAAGAGAUGAAUCAUGGCAAUCAAAUGUCUCUUGUAUUUCUAGCACUAAUACAGAUCCAAUUGAAGAAAAUGAUUGUCUGGCAGAUCGUUUUAAAAUGUUACCACCUACUAUGAACAGAGUUCCUCGUAGUUCUAAAACAUCAGAGAAUAACAUGACACAUAAUGUUAGAAAAUCUUUACUAUCAUCACAGAAUAAAUGUCAUCCCUGUGACAUUAAUAAAGAAUUUCCUAAGAGAAAACAGAAAUGCAGGUCUUGUAAUAAUAGUGAAAAACAUAACAAUACUGUUAGUUCCAUAGAAAUUUCUACUGAUACUUGGCUAAAUAAGAAAGUUACAAUUUUUACAGACUGGAUAGUCAUGUUAAAUGAAAAAAGUCAGUUAAUUAUUAAAGGCAUGUUACAAUGUGGAAAGCUUGCUCGAAGUAAGCCUAUUUUGAGGAGAUUGACAAGUACCAACGUUGAAUCUGUUUAUCAACAUUUGUAUUGUUUGCAAGGAAAUAUUACUGAUAAUGAGUAUGAAUUACCAGAAUACGUUCGAAAUAAAUUUUACAAUGGAUUUCCUUACGAUUGGAAAAAUGUUUGUAAAAUUUGGAAAACAUUUAUACAACAAGGAUGUUGUACAAUUUUUCGUUGGCCUACUCCCAUUACUGACAGUGAUGAUGAUAUAAAAAGUGAAGUAACAGAUAUCACCUUUGCAUGUUCAAAUAGUUCUGAAGAUAAAAUAUUAAAUUCAAAAUCUUUUAAAGAGUCUCGUGUACCUAGAGUUUCAGCUGUUACCAAUUCUUCAUAUAAUAACUUAGAGACAAAGAACAAACAAAGUCUUAGGUCAAAUAGUUCCAAGAAAUGUGAUUCAUCCACACAAACAUAUGUAUCUGAUAUAACUGAAAAUUCAUUUCAUCCAGUCAAUAUUCAGACUUCAAAGAAGCAGUAUAACAAGAAUAAAGAAAAUUACACUGAUAGUGUAUUACAAAAAAAAAGAACUUUUGCAGAAAUGAAUGAAGCUAAUUGUAGCAGUAUUUCCGACAGUAAAAGUGAAAGAUGUACAGAAAUUCCUAAGAUAUCGAUGAGAAGAAUGAAACAACGAAAAGAAGCAUUAAUGAAACCUUAUGAACGUAAAUUAAUACCUUGUCGACCAGGCUGUAGCGCUGAGAAUAUCUAA
Molecule: messenger RNA, 1263 nt
Organism: Habropoda laboriosa
Lineage: Eukaryota; Metazoa; Arthropoda; Insecta; Hymenoptera; Apidae
Exons: 6
Coding region: 1-1263 (420 amino acids)
Source: RefSeq, a predicted model, not a curated record